Molecule: messenger RNA, 1089 nt
Organism: Trematosphaeria pertusa
Lineage: Eukaryota; Fungi; Ascomycota; Dothideomycetes; Pleosporales; Trematosphaeriaceae
Exons: 1
Coding region: 85-834 (249 amino acids)
Source: RefSeq, a predicted model, not a curated record
UGCCGCCGUGUCCCUCUCAGUCCUGUGCCCGAUAUCUACCUAGACUCACACGACACACCGAUCGACCGACAGCAGCACGCCGACAUGACGACCCUCCUCAACAUCACGCCGCUCGACCCAGAGCCCCUCCCCCUCUACUCACGCAACGACCCAGACGCCGUCUCCAUCCGCAGCGCCGCGCCCUCCUAUGUGUCCGAGACACCCACCUACCACUCUGAGCGCGCCCCGCCGUCCCUCCUCCCACCGCUCUCACCCAACCAGCAGGUCCGCGGCCUCCCCGCUCCGCGAUAUGCCCCAGGCUUCCAAAGCAGAGCAAUGGGCUCCAUCUCAGACAUCAACAACCACAACUUCAACACUGGUAGCUGGAGCAGCACGAGGACGAGCAACAACUCUCGCCAGUACAAUGCCGUAGCUCGACGACGUGCGAACCAGGCUCGAGCCGAAACGACCGCCAUCCUCAAUUCGCUUUCCGCCGUCCCACCGCCUCUAGAGCGCUCCGGCAGCGGCCAUUCCCCGACUUCUUCAAGCACCGAUGUCAGCACCUACCCGGUGCAGGUUGGCUCGUCCUCCGACCCGUUCAGCCCACUUGAGGACCCGUAUCUAGUCGGCGAGGUAGCCGCGAAUCGGGCGAGGGCCCAACGUGUCUACAGGGAGAUGUGUCUGCGCGGCGAGGAGGCGUCCCGGUACGAGAGCAGGAGCUGGGAUUUCAUGUGGGGCCAGAUGGCAGACUGGGAGGAGCGCGACAGGAGCUGGACGAACUUCAGGAAGCGUGUUGGGCCGGCCAAGAUGCUUGGUCGUCGUCUUGGGCUGAGGGCUGGAUUGACACGAUGUUAAUGAGCACGAGGCAUGAUUGGAUCAUGGAUGAAACGACACGAGCAUCAUGUGACGGGUGCUUAUGAUGCGAUGAACGAAUAAUGUCGUCCUCACGGUGAGUGGCGAUUAGUCACUCCAUCACGAGACUUGGCACAGUCUUCGAGAUACGACGCACCAUGGAUUGGAUUACGGCGUCUGUUCUGGGUAUGUUAGGCGCCAAAAGUCUAAUCUUCUCUUUCUCUUCGGCAUUAGGAGGGCGUCGACCGCAUAUACAUC